AUGGAAUUGGAAAGCCAUCAACAGAGCCAAUUUCAGCAAGGAAGAAGUGAAAAAUGCACGCCGUACCCUAACCCUAAGAGACAAAAAGUAGAGGAAAAAGGUGGAAACUGGUCGAAUCUUUGUCAGGAUUUGCUUCAGAUGGUGUUGGAGCGUUUGAACCCCAGCGAUUUCGAUCGAGCUAAGGCUGUUUGCUCGGCAUGGCGUUCUGCUUCAAGAGAAACUGCUCGAAAACGUAAUCAAAUCCCGUGGCUGAUCCUCUUCCCUUACGAGAGAUCUUACAUGAAUUCUUGUCGUAUGGUAAACCCUUUGGAUAAAAGUUUGGUUUACAGAAGUCGAAAUCUUGGUGUGGAGUUUACGCAGAUUCGGUGUAUUGCCACUUUUGGUAGCUGGCUCCUCAUGUUUGUCCACCAUCAAACAAAGCUCUACAUUCUAAAUCCCUUAACCCGCGAGAGGAUCAAUCUACCUCCUCUGGAAUCCCUCAAAAGCGACGACGACGACCCCUCUGAAGUUCUGGAUCGUUUGUGGAAGAAAUCACUAUCUGAUUUGAUUGGCUACACGGAAAAAGCAGUGUUAUGGGUAGACGAGAGAAGCAAAGAUUACUUUGUGUUUUGGUCGCGUAUGCCUUGUCCUAUCUUCUCCAAGAAAGGAGACGACUUUUGGAGGCUGUUUCCUUAUCUCAGUACUGGGGUACUCGACCUUGUAUACAAAGGCCACUUGCUCUACAUCUAUACUCUGAUGUGCUUCAUUGAGGUCUACGAUUUCUCUGGAGACUCUCCUCUCCCUGUCACUUCUCGUCCAUAUGCCUGGGUUCCUCCUCGUUGCUUGUCCUCCCAUUCCUAUGUAUAUGCCAAAAGGAUUGCUGUUACUACAUCCGGAGAGGUUCUUAUGGUCAGAUGCUGCGACAUCAACAGCUUCUACGUCUACAAGAUGAACCAUGCCACCGAAAAAUGGGAUCAGAUGGCUUCUUUGGGAGACCAGGCUUUGAUCUUCGACCUUGGAAUAACUGUCCCCGCCAAAGAUAUUCAAGGGAUCAAACCUGACUCUAUCUAUUUUAGUGGUCGUAGUUUUGGCACCGAUUACAUAUUUAUUUUCAAUCUCGCGACGCGCAAGGUGGAGCCAUUUAUGUCUUACACUAGCAAGUUCUUUGAUGCACGAUGGUUCAUCCCAAAUGUCUGA
Molecule: messenger RNA, 1176 nt
Organism: Camelina sativa (false flax)
Lineage: Eukaryota; Viridiplantae; Streptophyta; Magnoliopsida; Brassicales; Brassicaceae
Product: putative F-box protein At4g17565
Molecular function (GO): protein binding
Source: RefSeq, a predicted model, not a curated record